UCUUCGAUCGGAUCACGCACAGUAAAGAAGGGCGAGUCGUAGAUUCGUUAGCUGGUGGUUUAGGCUGAUGUUGGUUGGCAAGGAAGUGGUUGAAGAAAGGGAAAAAGUGAUUUUAUUUUUUUCAUAAGCGGCCAUCAAUGUCCGCAAAGUGUUUAUCGUGCAAGUGCUUUCAUGCGUCACGGGAAAUUGUGUUUUCUUCGACUGUCGAUUGCGAUUGGUAAAGAAACUUCCGGUGGAACAGCGUCACAAAGGGUUGAAAGAAUAGUCAAAGUUUAAGGGGGUGGCGGAGGUGCCGAGGAGUAAGAUUUGUUUUCUUUAUUCACCCAGAGGAGCAAAUUUUUCGAUAUAUUGCAACGUUGUUCGACCAGUCCGCCCUACCAGCCUAAGUAGACGAGAAAAGGAGCAUGUUCUGCUCUGGAAGUGCAAGGGGGAUCAGUUUCACGUUCGUGAAAUCGAUGUGAGCUAUCGGCAAAGUGUCAGCGGUCGGCUGUGCAGACCAGCGGGAGAAGCAGCAGCAUUGAGGAAAAGUAUGAUAAUACGAAUCGAGCGAGGAAGAGCGAAACGCCGAAGACGAAGACCAUCCUACGCAGCAGCAAAACGGGCGGACUUUCCGGGAGUACAGGAAGCGGUCCUAGCCGACACCUUGGUGGUAUAUUCAAUACAGCACUAGAAGAACGUUUUGAAGGAAGAACAAAGCAGAGGCAUCCUAAGCAAGAUGGAUGUGGCCAAAUUGUUCUCCGAUCUGGAGUCGAAUAAUCUGCUUCUGGCGGAGGACUCUAAGAAGCGAUUCUCGGAGUUGUUUGCGGCCUCCCGAGAAUCCUGGCUACCACAUAGCAUGAUGGACUACUUUGGCCAGACAUCGUCGGUUCGAAUCGUCGAUAUUCUUGUUAAGGUACAGCAUCCGCAUGACAAGUUCAUCCUGGACAAAUUGGCCGAAUGGAUAAGGAGUGGCGCGAAUAAGAUGCUUGCGUUGACUCUGUUUGGGCACAUCAUUCAAAAGCGACCGUCGUGGCUGUGCAAGGUUGGUAGCCAUCAGCUGGUUAAGGAAAUGCUCAAACUAUCCAAGAUGGAGAAGGAAAUCAUUCCACUGAUCAACGCAGUGCUGUGCAUUAUUAAUCUGCUGCCGGUCAUUCCACUAGUUAUGGGGGGCUACGUGCAGGAUUUGUUUGAGAUAUUCAACUACCUUGCCACGUUCGAUAGAAACACUUCGGUCAACCUGCCAGAGGAUCAACUAAUCCAUCUGCAGUUUGGGUUGUAUGAGCUUUUCAACAGAUUGUACGGAAUGUAUCCCUGUAAUUUUAUCACCUUCCUGAAACGUGAAUAUCGCGGUGAGAAGCAAGCUAUUUUCCAGCAUACAAUCAAACCAUUACUGGACACAGUGAAGAUCCAUCCACGAUUAGUUUCUUCGGAUCAGGACAGCGAAAUCAACCAACUCCGUUGGAAGAACAUGGAACCGCACGAUGUGGUUAAUGAAUGUGCUCGAAUGUCUCUGGAUUAUCUGGAUAAACCACAAGAGACCCAGCCAGCAAUAGGUAAUGAGUGUCCAUGUUAUGCCACUCCCAUCAAACCGAUCGAAUUCAGUGCCGUCACGGCAACUAUUGAUUUCCAGUGGAGAGCAAGUGUGAACUACUUCAACACCAUCUCCACCGAUCAAAAACUGAGCACCAUUGCUGCGCAGAACUCAUUCUGGUCCCCGAGCAACAUGAUGCAGCCAACACCUCCGCCCGGACCAUCUACGGUUCCCCAUACUCCGAAUCCAACCCCCAGCUACACAAUUCCUUCAAUAUCGGGUCCUCAGCUACCCGCUGCUGACGGUGCUUCCCCACCGGAAGCAGCCGUGGAAGCAACACCGGAAACCACACCGAUGAAGGACAUCAUCAAGCCCGUCAGACCCUAUCCCGUCAACUCGUCGGCGGUUCGGGCCAUGUGGAACACCAGCCAGCCGUCGUCGCCAGUCAAAAAGGAAGCCAGCCAUUUCAGCUACGAGAAAAGUGUGAUCACAUCGCAAAAGUUGCUGCGGAUGGUUAACGAUCGGAACCAUUCGGUCAUGCAGUUGUCCAACACGACGACAGCGACCUCUACCAGCAACAGUGUCCCGUCGAGUCCGCUACCGAUCGAUCAGCCGGCGUUUGAAAUCAACCGGGUAGCGCAGCUGGUAUCGAACUUGAAGCUUACCCCAGGUGGCACCUCGGUUGCGCUAGUGGGUGCGCGUUACGAUUUGCCGCUGAACGUCGGCCAAACAGAUUGCACUCAGGAGGACCAGGAAGUAAUCGACAUCAAUAGUCACCUGCUGCAGGAGCAGUUGCCGCUACAGCUACCAACCCAGCUCCAGUCCCACCAACAUCAGCAGCUGCAGUCCCAUUCGCUGCCGGUACAUCCGAUGAAGGAAGCUUUCGAUGUGGAAGAUUUCGAGCAAGAAGAAGGAUCGCCCUGUUCGGCUGGCGGGUUGCAUUUCAAGAACUCACAGUCGAUGAUCAACUUCACCCGGCACCGCUACAGGAUGCAUAGCCAAUGUGUGGUGGAUUCGGACCCAAGUUACAGCACGGGUACCUCGCCUGCUGACACUAGUAGCUAUAUGAUAAAGAAUGGAACGGGGAUUAGUGUGACUAGGAGUAGUGCUGGCGAAACGCGCAGGAAGCACCAACGCCGGCAUUCACUACCGGAUUUGAAGAAGUACAGUUUGAGAGUGGAUCCUAAAACGCUGGUUGGAGAAAGGCAGGAUUUAACGCUCGUAGAGGCCAAUGGGGACAGCAGCAGUGGAAGCAGUCCUUCCGAGGAAGAAGCCAUAUCGGCUGCAACUCAUUUCAACAAAAAGCAAGAGCAGAAAAAUAUACGGAGGAAUCAAGCACUUUUUCAGGAGAUUCGUAAGAAUCUUACCAGUGUGAUAGGUAUUCACCGAGGGGGACAAAAUGGAGUCCCAUCUUCUUCCCAGCUGGUGAGCAGUGGGACUCAGACUAUUGAGAGCUAUCCGCAGCCGUACGAGCAAAUUGUGUAUGGAAUUUUGCAGGAGGAAAUGAAGUAUAAAUCAGAUAUUGCUAUGAAACGGCUGCAGGAGCGGAGUGAUAGUGAGAAUAAGCCUGACCCGAAUUUGAUGCUGGAUAAAUAUAUUGAGCUGUGCGUGAAAAAACGACUGGCAAGUGGGGAUGCCAGGCGGACGGAGGAACUGUACCGAGAUCAUAUCACUCUGCUAAAUUUGCAGCUGCAGUACGAGAAACAUCGGCGAGAGAUUCAUGCAGAGCGUAACCGUAGAUUGUUAGGAAAAAGUAGAGUGAUACGAGGGCUGGAGCAGAACAAUGAAACACUGAAGGAUCAGGUUUCACGACUGACCAAAGAGAUUAGCUCGCUGAACACGGAAUUGGCGGCAUUGAGGAGAAAGACAAAUUCAGACUGGACCAAAAGCUCGACAGAGGUAAUCGAACUGAAAGAAAGGCACACAGCCGAGAUACAGAAAAAUCAAGAUCUACAGAAAAAGAUCAAAGAGCUUGAGGUAUCAUUAACGGAUGAAUCUCGAGCUCGUAAAGAACAAACAGUUGCCAUCGAACAGGCACGCGGCGAGUUGUUUGAUUUACGCAACGAAAUGCAACAGGCCUUAUUCAAGGCAGACCUAGGACAGCAGUAUAGGGAUGAAUUGACUAGACUGCAAUGUGAACUUAUUUUGAUGGGCGAAAUUCAGCUUAAAUGCAAAGAGCAUCUGGCAAAGCUAGACAACAUGAAGGCAAGGGAUGCGGAGAUUGCCAUGAUUCAAGAAACCUAUCAAGAUGAAGUCAAAGAUCUGAGGUUCAGUUUGGAGAUGAAAUCUGCUCAGCUGGAUUCAACUAAGGAGCGUUUGGCAGAACUCGAACAGCAGUUGUUAAAACGGGACGAAACGAUCACCCUGCAGAAGCGUAUGCUCAAAACGGUCAAAGAAGAGCAUAAGGAGCAAUUCAAUGCUCUCGAGCGCAAAUAUCACGCACAAAAAGCGAUCGUGGUCAAAAUGGAGGAAGCUAUUUUGGAACUUCGUGUUAAUGCCGCUGCCCGGUCUCCCGACUCGGACCGAACUGACGCUGUCGGUUCCCUGGAUCAUACUUCUCCGUUGUCGAUUUCGCUUGCAUCGAGCGAAGGCCUAUCGGAAAUCAAAAACUUAGCACUGGUAGUGCAAUCUGGUAGUGGUGGUGUUGGUAAUCAAAACAACUUGGAACAGGAUUCCAGUCUGCCGACGCCGACAGGCGUCCUUCCUCAUAUAUCAAUGGACAAUAAUAGCACUUCAGCCGGACUGGUGGUUGCCGGCAGACCGCCGUUGGCCUCUGGGAACCACUCAGAUGAAGCCGGUACUGCCAUUCCUGGGCCAAGUCAACGACUAUGAACGGUAUUACUGCUUUCUUUGUUUCGGUAUACUAUGUUUCGCUUUCUCUUUCUCAUGGAACAUGCCUUCCGUCGUUGAUUCCGCGGACAAGUUUAUUCCUUUUACACACUAAUGCAGUGCCCUGCAAAUUUCGUUCCUAGAGCGACCCUCACAUUCACCCACCCACACACACACACACACACUUACGCAUACCGAUCGUUGAACACAAUUUUCUAUCGUUUGUUAGGCUGUUAAUUGAUUAUUGCGUUCAAACGAAAAAAUAAAGUAAAGGAAUAGAUACGUUGAAGCCAGAGCGGCGUUCAGAGCAAACAUUUGGAACCUAUGUAUGGAGAUUUACUAAGAAAAAAGAGAAGAAAAUAUUAUGUUAAAGAAUUA
Molecule: messenger RNA, 4717 nt
Organism: Topomyia yanbarensis
Lineage: Eukaryota; Metazoa; Arthropoda; Insecta; Diptera; Culicidae
Gene: Tsc1
Product: hamartin
Exons: 6
Coding region: 716-4342 (1208 amino acids)
Biological process (GO): negative regulation of cell population proliferation; negative regulation of TOR signaling; regulation of cell cycle
Cellular component (GO): TSC1-TSC2 complex
Source: RefSeq, a predicted model, not a curated record